Messenger RNA from Fasciola hepatica (liver fluke), 1071 nucleotides. Lineage: Eukaryota; Metazoa; Platyhelminthes; Trematoda; Plagiorchiida; Fasciolidae. The record is from the annotation of a GenBank genome assembly.
AUGAAGCUUCAUCCAACUGUUUCCUUUGCUGUUGCUUCAAUCCACUCAAACGCCACAGAAACAGUUUACGAGAGUAUUUCAACUCCUCCUCUAGAUACGACAGUGCGGUUGGUUCUGACCGUAAUUGGGACAAUGGGAGUUGUUGUGAACAUUUACGCAGCGUUAGCUUUGUAUCAAACAAAAAUUAAUUCACCACUUACCAAACUGUUGCUCUAUCAGCAAACUGUGCUAGAUGCAUCCUUUUCCGCUCUCAUUACAAGUCUAGUUAUCUCCGACAAUUACCGACCAUCAUCAAACAUCGUUCCGGUCCAUCCGAUCACAUGUUACCUAUUUCAAAGUGGAGUUCUCAGUCGUAUUGUUCGUAUUAUGAUCGUGUGUAACAUCGUCUGCCAGUCGAUCGACAGAUUCUGGGCUAUUCUUUAUCCAAAAACAUAUCGCGUCUAUACGAAAUACUAUAUUGCUUCAUGUUCAUUCGUGAUUCCCGUCUACUCGGCAAUUGCCUCUGUAACACGGGUUGUGAAAGUGACUCAGCUGGAAGGAUCGUGUUUGGAACAAAAGUUGCAAAUCAAUAAGUACUGCUUGAGUGCUCUGGAGAGUAUCUUACGUUAUGCUAUACCAAUGUUCUUUCUGAUAAUGUCAAAUGUGUUGGUGAUUCGGAAAUUGUACAAACUACAAGUUAUCAAGAUACCUCGUAUUGAAAAGGUGACUCACGAUGGUCAUGCGGUGAAAAAAGAACGAAUAGACAAUUCUCCCAACUUGUUAACUCCGACUCAAAAGACCAUUCUCCUGAAUACAUUUUGUCUGGCAAUCGAACUGACUUUGAGUGAGAUUGUUGCAAUUGUGCUGACAAUUCUUAGCUUAUGCAACAUUAUUCGACAUGAUGUGACCUCGAUCUCACGUGUGUACUACUUAGUCGCCGUGGUUUUUCUCUGUGGUCUGAAUCCGUGUGUGGAAAUUCUGACCAUACGAAGGUUGCGCAGCACGGUGAUGACACACUGGCAGAAGUGCAGAUCAGUUUGCGCAAAAUCACAAAGUGGAUCCCACGACAGACAGAUUCAAGGUGACCGUUGA